Messenger RNA from Rhea pennata, 3772 nucleotides. It is a transcript of the gene NPLOC4, whose product is annotated as NPL4 homolog, ubiquitin recognition factor. Gene Ontology annotation, cellular component: nucleus. Gene Ontology annotation, biological process: ubiquitin-dependent protein catabolic process. The transcript is spliced from 17 exons. Gene Ontology annotation, molecular function: ubiquitin binding; ubiquitin protein ligase binding. The record is from RefSeq and is a predicted model, not a curated record. The coding region runs from base 81 to 1910 and encodes 609 amino acids. NCBI's taxonomy places the organism in Eukaryota, Metazoa, Chordata, Aves, Rheiformes, Rheidae.
CGGGCCGGAGCCCGGAACCGAGAGCGACGAGCGAGGCCGCCGCGGCGCGGAGCCCGAGCGGGCGGCGGCGGGGCCGCGCCAUGGCGGAGACGAUCAUAAUCCGCGUGCAGUCCCCGGAAGGGGUGAAGCGCAUCACAGCCACAAAGCGAGAAACCGUGGCGACGUUCCUCAAGAAGGUUGCAAAAGAGUUUGGUUUCAGGAAUAAUGGUUUUUCUGUCUACACCAAUAGAAACAGGACAGGAGAGAUCACAGCAUCGCAAAAUAAAUCCCUCAACUUACUGAAAAUCAAGCAUGGCGAUAUGCUGUUUCUCUACCCUUCAAGCCCUGCUGGCUCUUCCUCAGAGACCAUGGACACCUCUGUCUCCCAAGGCUUGCGACCUGUGGGGGCCCCCCAGGUGGUAGAAGAUGAGAUUGACCAGUAUCUGAUCAAACAGGAUGGAAAAAUUUACCGAAAUAGAGACCAGCAGCUGUGUCGCCACGGCCCUUUGGGUAAAUGUGUGCAUUGUGUACCACUAGAGCCUUUUGAUGAGGAUUAUUUAAACCAUCUGGAACCUCCUGUGAAGCAUAUGUCUUUCCAUGCCUACAUCAGGAAGCUGACCGGAGGAGCAGACAAGGGGAAAUUUGUUGCCCUGGAAAACAUCAGCUGCAAGAUUAAAUCAGGCUGUGAAGGGCACCCUCCUUGGCCAGAGGGCAUUUGCACAAAGUGUCAGCCAAGUGCCAUCACUCUCAAUAGACAGAAAUACAGGCAUGUUGACAACAUCAUGUUUGAGAACCACACAAUUGCAGAUCGUUUCCUAGACUUCUGGCGGAAGACAGGAAACCAACAUCUUGGAUAUUUAUAUGGCCGGUACACAGAGCACAAAGACAUCCCUCUGGGGAUCCGAGCGGAGGUUGCUGCCAUCUAUGAACCCCCACAGAUCGGUACACAGAACAGCCUGGAGAUCCUGGAAGAUCCAAAAGCAGAGGUUGUGGAUGAGAUUGCUUCAAAGCUUGGACUGAGAAAGGUUGGCUGGAUAUUUACGGACUUGGUCUCUGAAGACACACGGAAAGGGACUGUUCGAUACAGCCGAAACAAGGACACUUAUUAUCUAAGUGCAGAAGAGUGCAUUACAGCUGGAAACUUUCAGAACCAGCAGCCCAACAUCUGUCGUCUUUCUCCAGAUGGUCAUUUUGGAUCCAAGUUUGUCACAGUUGUGGCUACAGGCGGUCCCGACAACCAGGUCCACUUUGAAGGGUACCAGGUCUCGAAUCAGUGCAUGGCACUGGUUCGAGAUGAGUGUUUGCUGCCCUGCCGAGAUGCACCAGAGCUGGGCUAUGCAAAGGAGUCCAGCAGUGAGCAGUAUGUGCCUGAUGUGUUCUAUAAGGACAUAGACAAGUUUGGCAAUGAGAUCACACAGCUGGCUCGCCCGCUACCCGUUGAGUACCUAAUCAUAGAUAUUACUACAACUUUCCCCAAGGAUCCAGUCUACACUUUUUCUAUUUCUCAAAAUCCAUUCCCCAUUGAGAACCGUGAUGUGCUGGGAGAAACUCAGGACUUCCACAGCUUGGCCACAUAUCUGUCCCAAAACACUUCCUCGGUUUUCCUAGACAUCAUUUCUGAUUUCCAUCUGCUCCUCUUCCUGGUCACGAAUGAGGUCAUGCCUCUGCGGGACAGCAUCAGCUUGUUGCUAGAGGCCGUGAGGACCAAGAACGAGGAGCUUGCGCAGACAUGGAAGAAAUCUGAGCAGUGGGCCACCAUCGAGCAGCUCUGCAGCACAGUUGGUGUCCAGAUCUCAGGACUACACGAGUACGGUGCCAUGGGCGGCUCGACGCACGCCGUGUCGGCGGCCAUGUGGGCUUGCCAGCACUGCACCUUCAUGAACCAGCCGGGCACAGACCACUGCGAGAUGUGCAGCCUGCCCCGGACCUAGCCCUGCCAGCACGGGGGCAGACUCCAAUACAGAGCAAAGCCUUGAGCAGCAGGAGUGGUGCUCGCCCCUCUCCAUCCUCCCUCCGCUCCCCGCGAUGAGGCACCCGUGGGGCAAGGAGCUGGGCAGGGGAGGGGGAGGUUCCAGCUCUCUGCAGUUCCUCUUCGUGCUCCCUUCCAGCGAUGGCCCUAAGCCAUGGGGGGGAGACGAUGCCCUGGGUUUAUCUUAGCCCUGGCCCCCUACCCAGGAAACCAACUUAACCUCGAUCUCCAUAUGAGCCUUCCCCUAGCAGGGCCAGGCGCUCUCCCCUGCCACCUCCAGUGCCCCGCUGUGCAGUGCUGUCUUGGCCUGAUCCCGUGGGGCCUGCCCGCUCCACGUGUGGGGCUGGGGGACCGUGUGCAUGGCCAGCUGGGACAUAGCUCUCCCUGCACGCUUGCUUGCCUGAGGGAGGGGGAGGCUGUGGCAGGUCGCUGGCCCCCAGCUCUGCUCCCCUUCCCGUGCGUGCAGGUCGCUGCAGCCAGCCUUGGGUGCCUGGGCAGGCUCAGCCCAGCCCUAGCGACAGCUUUCGCACUAAACGGCCUACGUGGGGCGAGCAUAUGACUUAACAGCGUUGGGCCAGACAGCAGCUCUGCCAGGCUGGGCCCCGCGCGCUGGCAGCUCUCCCGGAGCAGGACAGGCCCCUUUGGCACCAUGCGAGGAGUGGGCAUGUGCCAGCUUUCAGCUUGGCAUCGCUCCCGCUGCUCAGCCGGCACGCGCAGCGCUCGCUCGAGCUUGCUCUGCAGAGAUGCUUUGGCCCUCGGUGGCCCUGGCCUGGGCUAGUUUGCGGGCUGGAUGCGCCCACAGGGGCUGCGCGAAGGGUGCUGCUGGGGCCUGGCUGCAGCUUGUAGGUGUCCUUGUCCCCAUGCAUGCUGCCCCUGCAGGUGGGGGGGGUUAGACACAGCCAGGAGUGGCACCCACCUGCUGUCCGGGGCUGUGCUGGUGCAGUGCCCGGUGAAGGUGCUGGGCGCUUCGGGCCUGUGCCCUCCUUUGGAGCAGAGCCGUGCUGGGGGAGCACCGUAAGUCACGCAGCCGCCUCGCCUCGCCUCCUGCAUGCCACGGCUCUGCACUGGGGCUCUUCCACUGUGGCAGGACUUGCAGGCACGUGUGCACGCGUGGUUCUGGCACCGCCAGCGUCCUCUCCUGUGGUGCAGGCUGGCCCCCCUCCCAGAGCUGACUCCUUCCCUGGUGCCUGCAUCUUUUCUGAGCGCAUCCUGCCCCAGCGCAGGGGCUGGGCGUCGGGCCGGACUCUCCCUGUUAGACCUGCUCCGGCCACGCUGCAGCAGCCCAGCUGGGGCUGUGCACGGCUGUCUGCGUGGCGAGGAGCACAGCGGGGCUGGUGAGGGGCACCUGGGUGCUCGCAGCGCCUGCAGGCUCGGCCCUCCCCUCGCGGGGCCUCUCUGAGCCCGCUCGCAGGUGCGUCUUCACCCGGCACACAGCGGUGGGCAGAGGGGCCCUGCCUCGGUGUGCGCCGCAGGGCUGGCAGCCCGGGAGGGACCCCGGCUCCCCUGGGCGGCCCCCUGCUCCACGGCUUCCCCCACCCCUCGCUGCCACCCGCGAGCGCCCGGCCCGUGUCUGCGGGCUCCGCCUCGGCUGCCGACGGCUUCGUCCCGCUGGCUGCAGAAGAGCGCGCGGCGGCCCCGGCCCCGCCGCGGGGGCUCGCGGGGCCUGCGCCUGCAGCGGUUCCCAGAGCCCCGGGCUGUGGCUGCAGUUUGCUUUUCCCCUCAGUUUGUUGGUGUUUGGGGUUGCAGCAGUUUGCGGUGCCUGGACUGGACUGACCCAGACAGAGGGUCUGCAAGUAACAUUGAAUAAAAGCACCUGAAACGUGA